CUUGAAAAUCUCGAGGCCCAUGAACACUUGACGAAGACCAACAAAAAGCCAAACGAGCAAACGAGGCGACCGCGACAACUCUAGCGCAACAACAAACAGUCCAAGCAAGAUGUCAAGCCACAGCCGCAGCAGCCGCAGCAGCAAAGGAAGCAAGAAGAAGAAGGAGAAGUCGGAGGAGCAAAAGACGGAGGAGGCGAAGAGAUGGUGGAUUCCAGAAGAAGCGCCAGAAUACGCCGGUGCUCCUAGUACUACUACUACUGGUACUGGUACUGGCACUGGUAGUGCUAGUGCUAGUGCGUCAAACCUGGGUGGCGCGGUUCCGCCCCCUCCUCCUGCAGCCAGUGUGCCAAGCUUUGUCCUCCAAGAAGAUGCCGGGUUAAACCUGGACUUGUCCUCCUCGAAAUUGGCGCACUAUGAUCAAGUUAGACAAGAAAAAAAGAAGCAGAAGGCGCCCAUGGCCAUGGCGAAGAUACAAAGACCCGGAAGCGCUGCGCAACCUCGCAUGUCCAAGGCACAGCGAGCUCAGUCUGCACGCGUAUUACCUACUGGGAGUCCACCCCCGCCCCCUCCUACCUUCUCCUCGGCUUCUAGCACUGGGGGGGCGCACAAGCAUACUGCCGGUAGUACUACUAGUACUAACAGACCUGCCAUCAAACAGAGAGCCGCGUCAUCCAGGGGACUAGCCAAGUCCAUGCAUGCCCCACCACCAGCAGCAGCAGCAGCAGCACCAAGGGCGCCGCCUACUUUCAUGCAAGCUCCAGCACCACCAAAAUCUUCCCGGAUGGCCAUGAACCGAGCACAGUCGGCGAGAUUUCCCACUGGGACUGCUGUCGGUAGGGCCACGCCUCCACCGCCACCACCACCAUCAUCUGUUCAAGCAAAGCCAGGUGCUUCACGCAUGGCCAUGAACCGAGCGCAGUCGGCGAGAUUCCCCACAAGCAAGGCACCCCCACCACCGCCGCCGCCUCCCAGUGCUCCCACCGCCGCCAAUCCCAUUCCCGCGCGCAUCACCAUGAAUCGAGCACAGUCGGCAAGAUUUCCCACUGGAUCCAGUGCCCCGCCACCACCAACAUCGUUUGGUAAUCAAAGCAUGGCCAUUAGUUCCUCCACGCAUGCACCAAAAUCGGCACGAAGCAACAUGAAACGAGCACAAUCGGCAAGGCUGCCGGGAGCAAAGCCUCCACCGCCGCCGCCACCACCAUCAACGGGGGCUACUCCUCCUCCUCCACCAUCAACGGAUGGUACUCCCGUCGUGGCUGAAGGAGUGCCCGUUGGAGAACCCAUUGUCAUUUCGGCAGCCGUACGAAACCAGUUCGACGAAGACUUUAAUGCCGGACACGAAAAACCUAAAAAGAAGAAGAAGAAGAAAAAGGAAGAAGAAAAACCAACAGAGACCUUCGAGGACGAACCUGAAGACGACGAAGAUGUCUCUGUCAGUCAACACGACGAAGAAUUGGAUGCCGAUGAAAAAGCGGUACAAACAGAGAAAAAAGUCAGAAUGCAGUUUUGCAUUGGAAUCUUGACGGCUUGCGGGCUUCUCGCAAUCGUUCAAUUCAUUGCGUUCUUGUGUCGAAAGUUUGGCAAUGCGGAUGACGCGGGGGUGGAUGAAGGAGACGUGGUGCAUGCCGUGCAAGCAGGAGCGCCUCCGGCACCAGUGCCCGGAACCGAAACAGCCAUUAAUACCGCCGUGGCACAACAAAUGGCUGUGGCAGCGUCACAGGGAGCGGCGGCAAGUACUGCGGCAGGAGGAGCAUCCGCUGCAGCCGUCUCUGCCGCAGCGGUUUCCGCAUCCCUCGUUUCCGUUUCAUCGUCCGCUAGUUUGGUCGGAGUCUCGGCUGUUACCGUCACAGGGGUGGGAAUGGCCACCGGUGUACUACCCAAUCCCUUCGUGGUUCCACCCAAGCAUCCAUGCCACGAAUUCAUUGCCGACAUGACGCCUCGUCCGGGACAUGUCAACUUGCAUCUCGAUGGCUUGCCACACAACUUUUUCAGUGUCAACAAGAACACACCCGCCGUGGAGACGGCAUUCGCCGAAGCCUUCAACAACGCUAUUGGAGUGUGUCUCGAACAUACAGUCGCAGGACACAAUGACACCAAUUCCACUGAUGACUGGGAUGUUGGAACGGGAGUCUACGCGCGAUACCUCGAAAAUGCAACUCUCGACGGAUGGGAUUACUGGAAGACCGUUGACAAGGCCACAGGCGAGCAGACCUUUUUCUUCACAACAGAAUGGCUGGCAUUUGUCAAUUGUGAUGAUGUGGACAACAAGGGAAAGUCAAAAGGGUGCAGUGAGCUAGAACCGUUGUUUUACGAAGGAGAUCGACCAGAAGCACCUCCACCGGACGCCAAUAGCUCUCUCGUGUUGCCUUCACGACGACUGCUCAUGCUGGACGAUCCCAUUGAUCGGUGGUUGGAGGAAACCGGCGGUGGAGGUCAGCCCAACUUGCAACUCUUUAUGGAUACCUUUGCCCAAGAACUACAAAAUCUGCUCAUCAAGCUCAACGGCAAGGGCAAUGGCAAGGUCCAAAUACCAUCUGUGUUUUAUGGAGAGUCCAGAGCCACCAACGACUCCGUCACCAUUGUAGAAACGGAAGGGACAAAGUUCGUGUAUGCGCAGUUGGUGUCGGGAUCAGGGGCCAGCGGAGCAAUUGAUCGACCUCUUGGAAUGCCCACGUGCACGCUUCCCAAUGGAUUGCCUUCGCCCACCCUGGAACUCAAAGAGGGUUACCUCAAAAUGAGAUUUCAUGGCGUCGAAAAGUCUUUCUUCGAUUCUAAAGCCGACAUUGUUCAGCAAGAAUUUCGAUCGGUCUACAACGAUGAGAUGAAAGCUUGUGACGGUACCUACAGUCGAGUCGUGGAGAAAGCCGAUGUCCUGAGUUGCAAUGAAUGGCGAGAGCAAGGGCAGGUCAUGAUGGCUUGCAACUUUAGUGCCAUUGUGUCCUGUGAUGGAUGCGACGAUCAAGAACCUCUCUUUUUGGUCCAUGGAAGCCCAAGCAGUGCUGACCGAGCUGGACGUCGCCUGGAGAUUGCCUCCGACACGCAACUGGCAAAGUUUGCCAAUGCUUUUGCUGCAGCCUUGACGUUUCAGUACAAGAAGGGGAACCCAGAGGGCACGGUGAAUGUUUAUUAUGUUGCUUCUUUGGAUCAAAACCUUGCUGUCAUGGAUGAAGCCGGAGAGACGACCAGUCCGUUUGCGAUCCCACAAGGAGUCUUGGUCGAUUGUGCUACGAUGGAGCCACCUCCUGAUAUUGAUGCUCUCGAAGAAGGAAAGUUUCAGUUGUCAAUCAAGCACCUUGUCAAGGACAUGAACAAGACCAUUCUGGAAGCGGUCAUGCAAGAUAUCUAUAAUGAAAUCACAGAGAUGUGCGACGGACCCUUGCAGCGGGUGGCACAUCGAUUGACGAUUGACCAAAUGGAGCAGGUAGUGGUGGACGACAGGGAAACUUUUGUUGACAUGAACAUGACCACAAAAAUGACUUGUACCGAUUGUGACGGCCUGCAAGAGCCCCUGUUCAUGCAAUCGCCAACAGGUGCUGCUCGUCGGUUUUUGCAAGAAGCUUUGUUUGAGCGUUUCCAGGCGAAACUGACGACCGAGGUCAACGCCUUGCUGGCUGAUUUCACCACCACACCAUACUACGAGGAUGGCGCCAAGCUCUUUGAAUCGAGUGACCCCAAUGGUCAGUACAGGCCGAUCGAGAUCGCCUACGCUGCGACGUACGAUCGCAGUGGACAGGUCCACCACACAGUGGGAACAGCCGUCCACACCAACAUUUUCCAAUCCAACAAUGCCGCCGACGUGAUUCGUGCAAAAGACGAUGUGAUUAUUUCUGUGGAAGUGUGCGAAAAAGACCUGAAGAAUUCCGACGCUAUUCCUCGGGACCAUGGCUUGAAGGCUGAGGAAUACUUUGUCUUUGUGAAGGCUCUGUUUUUUUCGAUGAAUCCAGGCCAAAGUUGGCCGCAGAGUCUUGGCAACUACAAUGAUUUGCCAGUGGAUGUGAAGAACAACUAUGAGACGUUUGCCGAGGGAGGCGAAAUGGAGUUCGGUAAGAAGACUCCAGCCGACUUUGCAGCAGAAGAAGCUCGAAUCAUUCGAUUGGAGGCGAUCUGUUACUACACCAGCCAUGCCAUCCGGGACAACAUCCAGGGCGUUGUCAUUACAGAUGCUCCCACGACAGCGUCGCCAACUACAGGACCUCCCACAGCGGCGCCGACAACAUUGGCACCCACCAGAGAACCGACUGCUCCUGGCACAAGCACUCCAAGCUCCUUGGCUCCCAUCACAGCGUCGCCUACUAUCCCUCCUUCGUCGUCUCCGUCUGUGAGUGCCGCUCCCACCGAGACUCGCAUUGUGAAUAUUCAAGUUGAAUGGCAAUUCAACAUGGACCCGAAUGAUCGUGAUGCCACAGAUCAAGAAUACCAAGACCUGGCAACCAGCAUCAACGACUGGCUCUCAGCGAACAUGGCCUCAGCGUAUUCCUUAGAUACCGCGUUCAACCUUGAUUCCAUUUUGGAAACUCGUUUUGUUUCCAAAGAGUACUUUGAAGGCGCGAUCACAACAGACCGGGAGUACAACUUGGUGGCAUUUACCAGUUCUGAUUUUGUGUUCCGAGGCGACCAACCCACUCCCCGUGUUGUCUUUGAGAAGUUUGAUGGUUUCGAUUUGAAGGCGUUUGGUGAGAGCUUGUGGGUUCUAAAUCCCGAACCCGGUCAAGAUAUUUGGAUCUUUGACAACGUGUUGGGUGUUGCUGCUUUGAAUGCCGACCGCGGCUAAAGCGCAUGCAGUUCGUUUAUUCAUUUGAUUAUUUGAUUAUUGCUGCGUGGACUCGACUGUCACGUCACUCGGAUUGUGCGAUGUGGGGCAAAUCAUCGCUCGUGUUACGGUUGGAGUGACAGUCAAGUUCAGAAAGCGUCAUAACUAUUACAUGUAUUAGAUUGAUUGAAUCUUCAGUUAGUUAUUUGGUUAGUUGUACAUGUAGCUACUUGUACUCACGGACAUGCCUGUCUGCACUGGACGAGUCUCAGUCGAGCGCACAUGCUGCGUCUCUACAAGCAACCCUGUCCAAACAGCUGUCCAAACUAAGUAUUGGAUUGAAUCUUUAGAAGUCUGGUCGAGUAGAGUGGAGUCCAGUCCACCCAACUGGAUCUAAUGGUGAACUAGUACUGGUACCAAACUGCCAGUCAUUUCUGUUUGGACUUGUGAGCUGGCUAGUAGCUGGCUGGGUGCAGCUACGGCCCCGCAGUCCAGGCAACAAACGAGGAAGAACCAGCUAGCUAGUCUAGUCAAUAGUAGAAGGAAGCUAAGAGAGCGUGUUUGUGCAUUUGGUUAGCUAGUACUACACCUAUGUCGGUAGCUAGCUUGCUAAUGGGCAUUGUUGCUACUGGUAGGGUACCGGUAGGGUACAGCCCGAAGCCUACGAGAAGCACAAUCGGGCUGGGUACCGGUAUGCAUCUUCCUGGGGAGGAUGGUUGUUUCUAGCUAGCUAGUAGCUACUGGAGUAGUAGCAAGUUUGGCUGUGGCAACCAUGGCUGCAUCUUUUCUAUCUAUCUGUCGCUCUGUGUAGCUAGCUAGCUAGCUACCGGUACCACAUACAUACAUGCUGUAGCAAACCGGUGUGGAUUCUCUGUGAAACAAAGAAAGAUCUAGAAAGAAUUCAAACUCGGAACCAUCAACCAUUCCAUGUGUCUCCUGGCUUUGGUUGCUUGGUUGUACCAUUGGGAAAGGGAAGGAAGCAAUCGAGAUCGUAGAUGCUUGGUCUGAAUGGGGAAGCCUGGUUUGAUGGUGUGGCUGGGAAGAGGGCGUCCGAAUUGAAAUUGUGAGAGUGUUUGGGGCUUAUUAUCUCAAUCGUGUGUCAGCUGUCAGAAGUCAUACUUGGUUUCCCUUGAGGCUUGUGAAGGUCAUUUUGUUAAUUGAAACGUGGCAAGGGUUUACGGUAGGAUACAGAAUUUACAGAAACUUUAAUUCUUCAUUGUCACCUACCCAGCACAUGAACUUCGAAAAGAACGAGGUGGAAGUUUGAAUCUCGAUGACUGCUUGGUGCAUGGAAACACGAAGACAACAAGCAUCAACAAACUUUCAAUUCAAUUCGCCAACCAAUUCACCAACAAGACAAAGGCGCCAGUAAACUACCAGUAUUAGAAGAAGAAGAUCACCAUGGCGUCCCGCAGCAACUCCAUCAAGAAUUGGCACGAGAGUUUCAACCGAUUGGACGACGAAGACGAAGAGUCGUUGGAAGACUUGGACGACGAGAGAAGUGCCAGUGCGCGUCACGGAGAUCACAAUCGCAGCUUUGUCGACUUUCUCUUCGACCAUGGCGGUCCGUCUACUACAGCACCACCUCGUACCGGUAGUAGCGCUACACCAACAACAGCAACUACUACUAGUACUAGUACUAGUACUACCGGUAGUAAGAGCGGCCAUGACAGCUUGGAAGAUCUUGGUGUUGAUCUUGGUGUUGCCGCCUUCCAUCCCAUGGCGCAACACGCCGUGGUGAAUCCCGCCACUCUCAGU
Messenger RNA from Seminavis robusta, 6508 nucleotides. The record is from the annotation of a GenBank genome assembly. Lineage: Eukaryota; Bacillariophyta; Bacillariophyceae; Naviculales; Naviculaceae.